AUGGCGUCGAAGCUUUUCACUACCUUCUUCUUCCUCCUAAUCUCACUUUCCGAUUCUUCUCUAACUCCGAUUUCUUCCGCCGUCGAAGUUCUCUCCGAUUCCGGCUACUUCUCCAUGGGACUAACUCUAAAGCUCGCGAAUCAAGAUCUGAAUCUCGAAGAUUGGCAAGAACUCACCAUAUUCGCACCUUCCGAUCAAUCUUUCUACAAAUUCGGCCAACCUUCGCUUCUCGACAUCAAAUACCAUCUCUCUCCGACGAGACUCCCCGGAGAAACCCUAAGGAACCUUCUCAAUGGCGCGAAAAUCCCUACUCUCAGAUCCAAUUCGUCUCUUUCCGUCACGAAUUCUUCCAGAUCUGGAGGUAAUCUCUCGAUUAACGACAUUACAGUCCAAGAUUCUCCUCUUUUUGAUGACGGAUACGUCGUGAUUUACGGAGCCGACGAGUUCUUCACACCACCGGAGAAAAUCUCCGAUCCAAUUCUCAAUUCAUCAAUCCCAAACACUAUCCCUAGCUCAGCGACUAAGCCAUCUUCGAAUUGCUUCAACAUCUUUGAAUCAGCUUCGAGUUUGUUGAUGUCUAGAGGUUUCGUUAUCAUGGCUACGUUUCUUGCUCUGCAACUGGAAACUUCAGAGAGCGACGACACGAAGCUCACUGUCUUCGCUCCUAUCGACGAAGCGAUUCCGAAUCUCACCGCCAGAUUCUCCGAUUACGCUACUGUUUUCAGAGGACAUGUAAUCAAGCGACUUCUCUCAUGGAAAGAUCUUCAGAAUUUGGCAUGGGAAGGAUCGAUUCUGCAAACUGUUCUUAAAGGAUAUGAUAUUGAGUUUUCUUGGUCAGGUGAUAUUCUUCUUCUCAAUGAAGUACCAUUGAUAUAUCCAGAUCUGUAUGUUAACGAUUGGAUUGUUGUUCAUGGAGUUAAUCAAAUGAUCGUACCAAAAAGAAGUCAGGCUACAUUAGGAGAAUCUAUCUCAGUGCUUAACAAUGGGAAAGAAGAAGAAGCAGGACAAAGUGAUGUUCAUGAAGGUGACUAUGUUCUUCACUGA
Messenger RNA from Arabis nemorensis, 1044 nucleotides. The record is from the annotation of a GenBank genome assembly. Lineage: Eukaryota; Viridiplantae; Streptophyta; Magnoliopsida; Brassicales; Brassicaceae.